CCCAGACAGGGAAAGCUAUUUCUUAUCCGCUUAAAGCGCCAGGAGGACGUAUCACCACGGGCAGUACCGGCCAACUUAAUGCCAACGCAUUACUGAGAAAAGGCGCAACUUCUGCUCUCUGCAGUGCACUUCCAAAAACUCUGUCAUCACGUCGCUGCAAGGUUUAACGAUGGGGUUAAACGCAGGGAUCUGACUGCAGAGUGAGCCGGUGAUUUGUUGACUUGGAGAUCUCUCACUUCAGGACCAUGUUUCAGAGCAUGGCUCGGGCCCGGCUCCAGUCUCAACUGCCCCGUGCUAAACCGGCCAGUACCACCAGUACCGACGAGCAGCGCGAUUCCAGGAGAGCUUGCUGAGGAGGUCCGUGCGGAGAGCCAUGCUGUCGGGGACUUGGCGGCGUUCGGUGGGGCAGCAGCAUGCCGCGGCACCUGUCGUGACCCCCAGGAACGUGACAGUGUGUGGGGUCCCCAGCGGCACGGUGGUCCUGGAGGCCCAGUAUGACUACAACUACCGCGGCGCUGACGGGCGGCAGGUCUGCAUCAGGGAGGGCGAACGGUUCAUUCUCCUGAAAAAGACCAACACUGACUGGUGGCAGGUGCGGCGGAUCGGUGCGGCCAGCAAAACGAAGCCGCUGUAUGUUCCUGCUACUUAUGUGACGGAGGUGCCCAUUGCACCGAUGCCCUCGCCACAGCGCCUGGUCGCGUCUGCCUCGCUGAACUCCAACCUCACGAUACUGCCAAGCGUGUCGCUCUCCCCCAGCCCAAAAGAGACGACCUACAGAGACCAUCGUCAAGGGAACAAACCCAUCUUCCACUCCAUGGAAAACCUCAACUCCAACAGUGCCUUCCAGGGGCCGCACAACCAAACCAGCAGAGGUGGAGCCCGCUCCACCACCACGCCGCUCUGGUCUGGUUUUACCUUCACGCCCGACCCUCCCACCUCCCCUUCAGGCCACCUCAUGGUCCCCGGGUGCCCCGCAGCUUCCACGACGCCACGAAACGCACCGCUCAGCCCCAAGGCGGUCCCCAUGAUCACUCGGAGCCAGAGCUCCAACAACCUGCCUGAAAACCUGACGGAGAACCCGUACGACGAGGUGGGCGGCGGCCUCGGCAACCGCAUGAACCACAGGGUGCCCAAGAAGUCCUGUAGCCAGUGGGACAUGGUGGGAGCCUCCUGCAAGAAAAACCAUCUGCAGGUAGGGAGAGGCCGGCCCUACGAACCUCCCAAAACAAACAUGGUCCCAACAGAAUCCUAUCUGUCCCGGCUGUCCUGGCAAGAGUCCCCUCUCUACAAUGAAACGCAGCCAGACAGGCGUCUGUCGCAGUCAGAGCCCCCCAGCCCGGCACCAGGUCAGCAGCCUCUCCAGGUCAUGGACCUGUGGGAGCAGUACUUGGACCUGCCCACGGGGAGAUGCUACUACGUCAACAGCAUCACCAAGGAGAGGUCCUAUAAACCCCCCCGCCGGGCUCGUGGACGUACCUCCAACCAACAGGGUGGUCCGGUACAACCUCAGACGUUACCCAGAGAAUCCAGCCAUCUGUCGCUACCGCUUCAUGAAGCUGGCAACGGAACCAUGAAUAAGUUGCCGUCGGAUCACCUCUUCGGGACCCACCAGAGGAACACUGGCAGCAGCUGGCAGAUGAAACAGAGCAUGCAGCGCGCCGCCUCCUCUGACACCCUGAGCACAAUGGCGUUCAACAAUGCCGAUGGCCAGCGCCAUAGCUCUGCCGCCCUGCAUGACGUCGAGCAGCAGCUCAGCCACUCUCAGUCUAUGAUCCUGCCUGAGAACGGCAAGAUAGUCCAGCAGUGCAGAGAUUCCUCGUGUAAUGUGACCAACAUCGUUGUGGAGCCUCCAUCUCCUGCGAGCUCUCCAGACAGCGAUGGCGGCACGCCGGAGUUGGAGAAAGCCGGCCUCUUGAACAAAACAAAGAUUGCAGAAGGAGGCCGGAAACUGAGGAAAAAUUGGAGCCCCUCCUGGGUGGUGUUGGUCGGGAACAGUCUGGUUUUCUUCAAGGAUCCUAAAUCACAGACACCUUCCAGCUGGAAGCCAGGAAACAGUCGUCCUGAGAGCAGUGUGGAUCUAAGAGGAGCAAAGCUGCACUGGGCCGACGACCUGUCCAGCAAGAAAAACGUCUUCAAGCUGAGGACGGUGACGGGCAACGAGUUCCUGCUGCAGUCGGAGACGGGCGCGCUCAUCAAAGAGUGGUACAGCACCAUCCAGAACGUCAUCGACAGGCUGGACCGCGAAAACCCGUUGGACAAUGUCCUCCUGUACUCCCUGAGGCGAGCGGGCAGCUUAGAGAUCCUGGAACACAGCGGCGACGAAGAUGACAGGAGAACGUCGCUCCCUCGCUCGGCGUCCAACCUGGAGAACACGGAGAGGAAGAGAGUAAAGACCCGGCUGAAGAAGCUGAUCCUAAAGAGACCUCCUCUGCAGGCGCUGCAGGAGAAAGGGCUCAUUAAAGAUCAGGUGUUCGGCUGUCGUCUGGAGAUGCUGUGCGAGAGAGAAAAGAGCACCGUCCCUCGCUUCGUCAGGCUUUGCACCGACGCUGUGGAGAAGAGAGGACUGGACGCUGACGGCAUCUACAGAGUUUCAGGGAACCUGGCGGUGAUUCAGAAGCUCCGCUUCCUGGUGGACCACGAGCGAGCGGUGACUACAGACGGACGUUACAUGUUCCCGGCGGAGUUUGUGCAAGAGGAGAAGCUGAAUUUGGACCAGAGUGAAUGGGAGGACAUUCAUGUCGUCACGGGAGCGUUGAAACUUUUCUUUCGCGAGCUUCCCGAGCCCCUCGUGCCCUUCGGCUUCUUCACCGACAUCGUGGAGACAGUCAAGAUGACCGACCACAUGGACAGAGUGGAUCGUUUGAAGUGUCUGGUGCUCAACAUGCCUCCUCCCAACCACGACACGCUGCAGUUCAUGUGCUGCCAUCUCAAACGAGUGUUGGAGCGUUCAGGCACCAACCGAAUGACCACCCAGAACAUCGGCAUCGUGUUCGGGCCAACUUUGAUGCGUCCGGAGCGGGACAACGGCAACAUGGCGGUGAACAUGGUUUACCAGAACCAAGCGGUGGAACUCAUCCUCAGCGAGUUUGACCACAUCUUUGGAACAAGAGGCCCGUCUUGAUCCUUUCGGUCAGACGAGGCGAGGGUGUAGGGUGAGGGUGUGUGUGUGGGGAGGGGGUUCAAAAGGCUUAUCCAGACCCGACAAAUUCACAAGUAUUGCAGCUUUUGUCCUCUUUGCCUGUUGACUCAUGUGGUUUAAAAUAAGUUUCACAUCAAAAGAUAAUCACGGGGUAGAACCGGGACAGAAAGCUGCUAAUAGUGACAUCUGGCCUCCAUAUAAAGGCACGUUUAAACAAUAAUAAUAAUAAAACAAACCGAUUUUAGCUGUAGUUCUUGUUUUUCACUGCAGAUGUUGGGUGCAGCGUUCUUAACCGCUGGAGCAGACGCCUCCGUGUCAUUUUUCCUUGACGUUUGAGACCAUCAGGAUAAAUAAAAGCCAUAAAAGUGAUUAAUGUCCCCCCCGACUGGCUGAGUAUUAAUCAGAUAUUUGAGGGAGGAUGUGUCUUAUAACCGGGCACAAAAACAGAACUUUGGCACAACCGUCUCACUGUGAAAACCUAUGCACCAGGACUGGACAGAUCCCACCUGCAGCGGCAAGCAGAGGAUUCUAUGAAAUAUGCAAACGAGCAGGAAGCCAGCCGCACACGGAAAGCAACCGCGUAGCUGCUGAGGUCAUACAGUGUUUUGAGGAAGAAUUUGUACGUAUAUUUCAGACUUCAGAGGUAAAGUUCAACGGGGAACUCUUCCAUGUCAAAAGCAUGAUUUCAGUGUCAAUAGGGCAACAAAUGUUCCCUUUGUACCAAACAGUACGUUUUAGUGCGUGUGGACCUUUGAAGUUUCCCGUAAAUUUGGAUAUGUCUUCCAUUUUUAUUGGUUCGAACUCCUCAGAUAAAGUUAAAUAAUAUGAAUGUGUAAAUAUGUGAACUACUGUCGUUGUCAACUAGUAGCACUUUGCAUACAGUGUUUAACCUUAACAUUAUAUAUUAGCCAGAUUCAAACUGAUUCAUUUGCUUUUAAAUGAACGACGCGUCGUGGCUUGGACCUGAUUGUUGAACUCUCCUGCAAUAAAAUAAAGAAUUUCACAAACUGAUCGUUCUCA
Messenger RNA from Gasterosteus aculeatus aculeatus (three-spined stickleback), 4159 nucleotides. RefSeq names its product Rho GTPase activating protein 9 (gene arhgap9). Gene Ontology annotation, biological process: signal transduction; regulation of GTPase activity. Gene Ontology annotation, cellular component: cytoplasm. Gene Ontology annotation, molecular function: protein binding; phospholipid binding. Lineage: Eukaryota; Metazoa; Chordata; Actinopteri; Perciformes; Gasterosteidae. The record is from RefSeq and is a predicted model, not a curated record.